Ficedula albicollis (Collared flycatcher) is the source of this 6567-nucleotide messenger RNA. It is a transcript of the gene PHF20L1, whose product is annotated as PHD finger protein 20-like 1. Gene Ontology annotation, biological process: regulation of transcription by RNA polymerase II. The transcript has 21 exons. The record is from RefSeq and is a predicted model, not a curated record. Lineage: Eukaryota; Metazoa; Chordata; Aves; Passeriformes; Muscicapidae. Bases 19 to 3306 code for a protein of 1095 amino acids. Gene Ontology annotation, cellular component: NSL complex.
GAAAAAGACAAUAUCAAGAUGAGUAAAAAGCCUCCAAAUCGUCCUGGAAUCACAUUUGAGAUUGGUGCUCGUUUGGAGGCACUGGACUAUUUACAAAAAUGGUAUCCAUCUCGAAUAGAGAAGAUAGAUUAUGAAGAAGGGAAGAUGUUGGUGCAUUUUGAACGCUGGAGCCAUCGCUACGAUGAGUGGAUUUACUGGGACAGCAACAGGUUGCGACCUUUGGAGCGACCAGCAUUAAGGAAAGAGGGGCUGAAGGAUGAUGAAGAAUUUAUUGAUUUUAAACCUGGAGAAGAAGUCCUGGCUCGUUGGACAGACUGUCGAUAUUACCCUGCAAAGAUUGAAGCAAUUAAUAAAGAGGGAACAUUCACAGUGCAAUUCUACGAUGGUGUCAUUCGAUGUCUUAAAAGGAUGCAUAUCAAAUCUAUGCCAGAGGAUGCAAAAGGGCAGGCGCGCGAGAGGGAGCAGAUAGCGCCGGAGCUGAGAUUAGUGACGGAAAUCGAACCAAAAGAAGAUUGGAUAGCUUUGGUCAAAGCUGCUGCAGCAGCAGCAGCCAAGAACAAAGCAGGAAGUAAACCUAGAACCAGUGCAAACAGCAAUAAAGAUAAAGAGGACAGAAAAUGGCUAAAAGUCCCUUCAAAAAAAGAAGAAACCUCAACCUCUACAAUCAUGCAGGAAGUCCAAAAAAAGGAAGAGGAGCCUACAUCUAGUGACACAUUUGUAGGAUUUCCUGUAGUGGAUGUUCCAAAGAUGGCCUUUGUGCAGGCAGAGAGCACGUUAUCACACAAGAGGAAAAGUAAUCUAGGCAACUCAUUUCAGGCAAAGAGAGCUCGCCUAAACAAGAUCACUGGUUUAUUGGCAUCCAAAGCUGUUGUUGCAGAUGGUGCUGAAAAAAAGGAAGGCAACAAAGAAACAGCUCCAGUCCUGGAGCAGGAGAUUUCACCUAAACCACAAAGUCAGAAAAAAAAUGAAGCUGAUAUUAGCAGUUCUGCCAACAUUCAGAAACCUGCACUGUUAUCCUCAACUUUGUCUUCAGGAAAGGCUCGCAGCAAGAAAUGCAAACAAGAAUCUGGAGAUUCUUCCGGGUGUAUAAAGCCCCCUAAAUCACCACUUUCCCCAGAAUUAAUACAAGUCGAGGAUUUGACGCUGGUCUCUCAGCUUCCUUCUUCUGUGAUAAAUAAAACUAGUCCAUCACAGCCAGUGAAUUCCCCUAGAUCCUACAAACAUAGUCAACGGAGAAGAAGAUCACAGCGUUUAGCCACUUGCUCCUUGCCUGAUGAUUCUGUAGAAAAAGUUUCUUCUCCCUCUUCAGUUACUGAUGGAAAAGUGUUCUCCAUCAGUGGUCAAAACCAACAGUCAUCAAAAUUGGAGGUACCUGAUGUUGCUCAUGUGCCACUUGAGAAGCGUGGACCAUGUCUCCCUCUUGAUUUAAGCCGUAGUUCGGAAGUUACAGCACCAUUAUCUGCAGAAUCCACUUUCCGUAAUGAAUAUCCCAGUAAAGACAAGGAAGAUAUUCAGAUGAUUACAUAUCUUUCUUCCAAAGCAGUAACUGAUGGAAGAGUAGCUACAACAGCGUCAGCACCCUCGUCCCAUGUACAUGCCUUGCAUCUGGAAAUGCCUUUAACCAAUAAUCCCAAGUUACCCAAAGGGAAUAGUAAAAAAAAGAGGUCUUCCACAUCAGUGAGCUCUGAAGGGACAGAGAUACAAUGCUCUGUGCCCAUAAAGGAGAAAUGUUUUGAGAGUCUGAAGGAGAAAAUAUUAAAGAACGUGAUUGAGAAGGACAAGCAUUCAGAAGUUGGUGCAGCUAGAAUGGAAAGAAAAGGAAAACUGGAAGAGAAAAGUUCUUCAACAUAUGCUGCUUUGAAUUGUGUAAUUUUUAUUUCAGGUAAAAAGAAAGAAAAAGAAAAGGAGAAAAAGGAGAAGAAGGAAAAAGAUCAUAAACCAAAACAGAAAAAGAAGAAGAAAAAAAAGAAGAAAUCAAAACAACACGAUUACUCGGAUUAUGAAGACAGUUCUGUUGAAUUCCUGGACAGGUGCUCCUCUCCCCUAACGCGCUCGUCGGGCAGCUCUCUGACGCUGCGCAGUAUGUUCUCAGAGAAGAACACUUCGUACCAGUAUCCAAGAGCUAUCCUGUCCGUUGACCUUAGUGGAGAAAAUCUUUCAGAUGUGGAGUUCUUGGAUGAUUCUUCCACAGAGAGUUUGUUACUUAGUGGUGAUGAAUACAAUCAGGAUUUUGAUUCAACUAACUUUGAAGAGUCUCAGGAUGAAGAUGAUGCUCUCAAUGAAAUUGUUAGAUGCAUUUGUGAACUUGAUGAAGAAAAUGGCUUUAUGAUUCAGUGUGAAGAAUGCUUGUGUUGGCAGCACAGUGUAUGCAUGGGACUGUUGGAGGACAGCAUUCCAGAGCAGUACAUCUGUUACAUCUGCAGAGAUCCACCAGGACAGAGGUGGAGUGCCAAAUAUCUCUAUGACAAAGACUGGCUAAACAAUGGACACAUGUGUGGAUUAUCAUUUUUGAAAGAGAACUACUCUCAUCUUAAUGCCAAAAAGAUCGUGUCAACACAUCACCUACUGGCAGAUGUUUAUGGGGUAACUGAAAUACUGCAUGGAUUGCAGCUGAAGAUUGGGAUACUGAAAAACAAGCAUCACCCAGACCUUCAUCUCUGGGCUUAUUCAGGGAUGAGGAAAGAACAAGAGCAAAGAACUGUUGGGGUAGAGAAAAAGUUAGUGACUUUGCAGGAUGCUGUUAAUCCAGCUGAAAGGACGUGUCAUAGUCAAAACCAUAAAGAGCCACCCAGUAUACCCCAGAAGAUGGAUGAAACUUAUAUCACAAGUGAGCACAGUUACCAAAAACCACAGAGUUUUAGUCAUGAAUACAAAGCAGUCACUGACCCUAUGAGCUCAGAUGAUGAAGACACAAGUAGCUUUGAGGAAGAUCAGGAAUAUCACACAGAGAAUAAAAACUGUUUACAGUAUUCUUUUAAAGAUGGUGGCAUGAAUGAGCAGAAUUCUGCUGAAGGAAACACUGUGUUUGUUUGUAAUGAAAGAAAAGGCUCGGAAGAACAAGUGGACACACAUCUUCAAUGGCAGCUAAAUCUCCUCACCCAUAUAGAGAAUGUACAGAAUGAAGUCACCAGCAGAAUGGACCUGAUUGAAAAGGAAGUUGAUGUUUUAGAAAGCUGGCUUGAUUUCACUGGAGAACUGGAACCACCAGAUCCUCUGGCAAGAUUGCCUCAGCUCAAGCGACGUAUCAAGCAGCUCCUAAUCGACAUGGGAAAAGUACAGCAAAUAGCAACACUUUGCUCUGUAUGACAAAAGGAAGACUAAAGGAAAAAUAGGUUAUUUACAGUGAAUUUUCUUAUUAGCCACAAGACUGACAGGAAGACAGCAAAAAGCUGAGCGUUUAUCUGGUUCUUUGCUGAUUACAUUAAUAGUCUGAAGCUUUAGAAAGAAGAGAGGAAGUUUAGAGUCAGGAAUCUGUUUUAUUGAAAACAUGAAUUCUCAGUGUCCAGGCUUCAAAAUUAUAUAUAAUAUACUGAGAAAUGUCAAUUUCUCAGGAUUUUAACGUGUUAAACAGGUAAAUCCCCAGAUACAAGAAAAUCAACAAACAAAAACUCUUAGCAGAGCAAUGCUACUAUUUUGAAACCCCUGGCAAACAUUCCUAAAUUAGCAGAAUUCAGCUGACUAAAAAUGCAACCCUCUUAUCUUGCUAGUCAUAGAUACAGAGAGAGCUGAAUCUUCUCUACAAGGAAGGUUUUUAGACUAUUUCUUUCUCUUACAAAUGCUUGGGAAAAUGAACAUACUAGCUUUGAUUUUUGAAAAAAAUUACUUCUCAUGGUCUCCCUUUAAAAAUAUUUUUCUAAAUAGAAAUCCCUAGAACAGCACCCCUAGGCUCCUUUAAAACAGAAGUGGAAAAUAGUGGUCAGAUGUGCCAAAUAAUAUUAAAAUCACUGGGAUGAGAGUUUGAUUAUGACUUAGGCAAAGGUUUUUUCCAAAGUCCUACUCAGUGCCAGCAGUCCAUCCAAAAUUGUAUCUAGUUUAUAUUUUUUUAUGUUCUAUAGCAGUGUUCAGGAAUCAAGGUACAAUUUUUGUCCUGGGUAGCUCUAUUCUGAUGUUGGCCCUCUGAAAAUUUCACCAUCCUCAGUGAGGAUGAGGAAUGACAAGAGCAGCAAAACUGUCUGUGGCUGUGGAAAUUCUAAACCAUUAGAGGAGAAAAAAUCACAAGAUACCUUAUCCAAGUUGGUUUUAUAAAAUUUUUCAGCUUCAAUGAAUGAAAUGUCAUGAAACCAAAGGCAACCUACUUGCUGUGUUAGCUCUUGAUUUUGAGCCCAGGACUUUUCUGUGCUGAUAAGUUGCCACUGUACCCAGUGCUCCAUCUGUGUCUGUGUGUGUAUGUAUAUGUGUAUAGCUGCAUGUACAUACAUACAUACCAUACACAUCUCCUUUUAUUACUGUGGACUACAAGAACUGGUGGUUCAUAUUACCUUUUAACAAGCAGUUUCUAAAAUUGAAAAUAAUGUAUGUACAGGUUUUGAAAUUUGUAAAAUAUGACUGUUAAAAGGAGGCUAUUUAACUGAGGACAUUAAGAUACUUGAACAUUUUAUGCCUCAUGUCUGUUUAUCAGUUCUAGUUAUCUGUAUAAAUGCAUUUUAGAACGGAUAGACAGUAAACUUGAAUUUACCUUUUGAUAAGAGUACAAGCCACUGUACAUUCAAAAAUUAUUUAAAUUUGCAAACACACUGUUCUAUAUGUAAGGUACUGUAUGUAAAACUGUUUAUUAAAACUAUUCUGCAUACUCUACAUUUUCCACUUUUCUUCCUGAUCUACAUACAAAUGUAAAAAAGAUGUGAUUGUUAUUAUGUACAGACCAUCAAAAAAUCUUGGAAUGCCUUUUAAGGAUGCAUACAACUGAAAAAUGUGCCAAAGAUGGAUUAUCUGGGAAAGACUUUGCAACCAGUGCAUUGAACUUUCAUGAUAAAACCAUUGUUGAGAAAGAAAGCAGCGUGGCUGGUUCAUUGCUAAAGUAAACCUACCCUGACCUUUCCUGUCUGUCAUACCUGAAGUGAGUUAUCAUUCCUGAUGGCCAAAGCAAAAUGUAAACCCCUGUUAAUGAGCAGUUUCUAUGUAAAGAGUCUUCCCACAUCAAGCUCGUAGGAGACAUCACAGAGCUGCAUGAUAACAUGGAAUUAUGGAAUGGUUGGCAACUCCAUAAUGCAGAAAGAACAUUAGAGCUGUGGAGUUGUUGACAUUUUAUAGCAGCUGUUAAUAAAUACUCUGUUAUAUAGUUGAUGCUUAAAUAACUGCUUCAAACAUGAAUAGUUGAGUGACCUACUUGCUUUUGGAUAUGUGAGACCUUUUUAUAGACUACACUUGCUGCGUAUCCUUGAAUGUGGUACUGUGUGUACUGUAUAAGAGAAGUGUAAAUCCAGAUGAAUUACUUUGAAACAAAGUGGAGUGUAUUUACAGAAUUUAUACAGCAUACACUGUAGCAAUAUUAUGCCAUGUGUGUGCAUGUGUGUGAUGUAAUAUAAUUGUAAAUGUUACUGAAGGUGAAGGUGGACUUGGAAAGUUCAGGGGGGAGGACAAAGGUUUUAUUCUUACUACAGAGAUGGAGGAAUAGUAUCCUGAAAAGGAAAUCCUAAGGUCAAAGUUGAAGUUGCCCUUGCAGCUUUAAUGUGUCUUCUGUUUGUAUGGGUAAUGACUUCUUAAUUUACACUGAUAUGUAAUUUCACCCCUCAAGAUUCUGCCUUGUUCAGGAUGGACUGUGCUUACAAAAACAAUCUGUUCAGUAUUUUUUUUAUGUUCGUUGUGUAGUCAUGUAUUAUAAAAAUUCCUGCAAUCAUUCAUAUCUUUUAAGAAAUACAAUCUCAUUGUCCGUAUGGACCAUGCUAUGUAUGAUACAUUGUGUACUGCUUGAAUGUUUCACAAACUUGUCUGAGUUUGCUUUCUCAAGUGGUGGUGCUGGUCUGUAACAUGUGACUUUAGUUUCUGACCCCAGUUUCUCAAGUAUUCAAAGCCUUCGGAUGCUUUUGAGGUUUUUCUUCUAAACACAAGUCAAGUGCCAUAAAAAUGCUAAGUGUUUUUGCACAGAAUGUAACCUACAGUUGAUUGCUUUGCUCGUGUGCCAGUCAACCCCAGUGUGAUCUGGCUCUUACCAGUAUUUCUUCCUAGUUGGCCUUAUUGAGAGAAUCUUAUUCCUGUAGGCAUAAUUUUCCAUCUGUCUUCCUGCUUCCUCUCCAAAUAAGCCAGGGAUGUACACUCAAUCUACUUGCAACAUCAUUUAUUAGGCUGUGAAUUGUGACUGCAUUGUUUGAAGGAGGGGACAGACCCUCUCUGAGGAAAAAAUAGUACAUGGCAAUGUAAGGACUGUUUGAUAUGUGUCCACAGAAAGGCAAAAUGUUUAAAUUUGAAGCUUUCUUUUGCUGAAUAGGAGUUCUAAACAGUAGUAGACAAAAGGGAAAUGCCAUUUUACAGAAGCCUCUUGUGAUUUCACAGAACUAAAUGGCAAACUUUUGGAACCUUUGAAUGCCCAGCUUUUUGUCUGAGGUUUAGUAAGGAGUUUGUUUUUUUUUU